Fraxinus pennsylvanica is the source of this 408-nucleotide messenger RNA. The record is from the annotation of a GenBank genome assembly. NCBI's taxonomy places the organism in Eukaryota, Viridiplantae, Streptophyta, Magnoliopsida, Lamiales, Oleaceae.
AUGGUGCUUCUUGCAAGUACCACCGUCCAAGACAGGGGAGUGGAUCUUUCAGCUCCUUUCCUUGCGCCUCCGUAUGUGCACGGAGACAUCUCCAUGAGCUCGGAGAAAGUUUAUAUCCAGAGAUGUAAUUCUUCAAACUCAUCCUCGUCGACUUCAGAGAAUAAGCAGGAAAAGGCAAAACCAGUUGCAAAAUUUCAAGACCUCAACUUCCCUUUGGCAUCAAAUGAGCCAUUGAAUCUUUUUGAUGAGGCUGGUUUAGACUUAAAGCUGGUUCCAUCGUCUACCUCAUCGCCUUCGUCAUCUAAUUAUCAAAGUGUAUGCACUCUAGACAAAGUAAAGUCUGCACUUGAGAGGGCAGAGAAAGAAACAUUUAGGAAACGCUCAAUAUCAAUGUCGAAAUCAUCAUAA